Molecule: messenger RNA, 630 nt
Organism: Zingiber officinale
Lineage: Eukaryota; Viridiplantae; Streptophyta; Magnoliopsida; Zingiberales; Zingiberaceae
Product: putative rRNA methyltransferase YlbH
Exons: 6
Coding region: 1-630 (209 amino acids)
Biological process (GO): rRNA methylation
Molecular function (GO): methyltransferase activity
Source: RefSeq, a predicted model, not a curated record
AUGCUGGUGUUAGGAGGAAAAGCUUGUAGGAAGAAGUUGCUUUCACCAAAAGGCAUGGAUGUACGUCCAAUGAUGGAAGUUGUAAAGGGGGCAGCCUUUGGCAUUUUACAGGUGGCCGGUGGUUGCCCUGCAUCACUAAGGCCAGGACACUGGUUAGACUUAUAUAGUGGAACUGGAGCUGUUGGUAUUGAAGCUAUCAGUCGUGGAUGUUCAGAGGCACAUUUUGUUGAGAUGGAUCCUUGGGUUGUCUCUAAAGUGCUACAGCCCAAUUUAGAGUCGACUGGGUUUUCUGAUGUUUCAGUUAUACAUACUGUUCGCGUAGAAAGAUUCUUGGAACAAGCUGAACAAUCUUUAGAUAAUAACAGAACAUUUGAUUAUGUAAGUGUUACACCACCCUACACGGAAGUUGAUUAUUCUGUACUAAUGGAUCAGCUAGCAAAAUCACCUUUGGUUGGAGAAGAUUGUUUCAUUCUGGUGGAAUAUCCCUUGAAGACUUCCAUGGCUGAUUCUUGUGGGCAUCUCAUUAAAGUACUCCAAUCAACUUUGUUUCGUUUCUUUGUAAUCAGUUCUUUAAAUCAGAUAAAUUCAUUUUUUCUAUGGUUGCAUUUCUCAAAUAAUGAAGCUACAUAA